Botrytis fragariae is the source of this 1662-nucleotide messenger RNA. RefSeq lists its product as uncharacterized. The record is from RefSeq and is a predicted model, not a curated record. The transcript has a single exon. NCBI's taxonomy places the organism in Eukaryota, Fungi, Ascomycota, Leotiomycetes, Helotiales, Sclerotiniaceae. Bases 1 to 1662 code for a protein of 553 amino acids.
AUGUCAAAUCCAACUGAAAUCCUGAUUGAGAAACUUGAGCUCAAACUUCUCCUUCGCGAAAGAGUAUUUAUAAAAUGGGAAGAUGAAUCGGGUACACCUUGGACGCUGGGCUCUCGUCCAAAUCGCAAUAAGCAGAAUCUCAAAUUUUUCAUUGCUGUAUAUUAUGAUAUGGAAGGAUACAUUCAUAUACACUUUUCCAUUACGGUAUCUGUCAUAAUUGCAGGCAGAAAGCGGAAAAUGGAGAUGUUAUUCGUUGUUCCUCCAGAUGCCGACUUCGCAAAUACUUCUAAGCCUCGUUUAAUAUCGGAUAUCGAUGAUUUAUCUCGCCUCGAUGCUUCUGCUAUUCACGAGGCCGAAAUUAGCCAUUCAGUACAUGUUAUCUGUAUACAAUUCAAUUUAAUUGCGAAAGGGUUCGUCGUCAUAAAGAAGAAGAAGAGUAAUACAACUCUUAAGCCCUGGGGCAUCAUCUCAAAGAAUUUGAUUUGUGGCCUUGAAUCUCUAUCUAACACGAAAACAUUCACUGUAUAUAUCAAGCCAAAUGAUUAUGCAUUGGUGGGCUUGGAAGACCUCCGCAAUCGCGUGAGCAACACCAGUACUCCUAUCGACACACACAAACCCAAUAUGAAGGAAAUAUACAUUCAACAAGCACCCGAAUUAAUGGAAUGGAGUAGACAUGACUCAGUAUCACUACCACCACCAUAUAUCGAGAAUCCUCAGCCAUGUUCGGAAGUACAGGUUCCCCGAUCGCCACCAAUCACUUUCGAAAAGGAAAAGCCAUUAUUCAAUGCUAACGAAGCAGCAAUCGCAGAAACACCCCCUCAGCUAGUUCCGGAAGUACAAGUUUCUCAGCCAUCAGCGAUCAUUUUCGAACAGGGAACGCGAUCAAACGAUACUAUCCAAACAGCGAUUGCAGAAACACUAGCUCGAACUUCAACCAGCCCUAACUCUUCAUCGGUACAUGGCGUUUUCUCUCCUAGCCGUGAAGAGUUGUCAGAUGGUGAAGUGAGCUUGAACGAUAUCGGAGAGGAUCCGAGGUGUACCCGAAUUGACUUGGAUAUAGAUUCGGAUGAGGAACAGCUUGCUAAUCUCAAUUCUCGAGAACUCGAUCAUGAUUCAAGCAUAUCACAAAUGCUUAACUCGAAGUUGUUGAAAUGGAUACAAACAGUAAUACGGAUAAAUCCAAACGUUCACGAACACAAACGCUUGACUACCAAGUUGUCAAUUCUGGGCAAUUGCAUCCGUAUAUCAAAUGUUAGCAUAUUUGAUGCUACUUUACUCUGGUGCUCUGCACUCUUUUUCUACGACCCGCUCGAUUCUGAUCCUGACAACACUCUCGGAUUAUGGGAGGAGAGAAAUUCAUGGCUCAUUUCAGAUAUAGCCAGAUUAAUUCAAUGGGCUAAUGGAAUGCACCAUAACGUCGAGACAAAUUCGUCAUUUUUGAAGCAUUUUAUAAAGCUGGGUGAUACUGCUCGUAAUGUUGCUCUGACUAUUAGAUGCAAUAAUGACAAGUACUAUGAUCAGAAAAGUGUAUGCAUUGUUUCUAUAUUAGCGGAAUUUAGCGACUCAGGUGGUGAUGGUAGUGGUAUCGGCAAAGAGAGCAAAUCCGCUUCUCGAAAAAGCUUGUGGACUGAAAGCAAUGCGUCUAAACGAGUAAAAAUGUAA